Cervus elaphus (red deer) is the source of this 1848-nucleotide messenger RNA. RefSeq names its product lysophosphatidylcholine acyltransferase 4 (gene LPCAT4). Gene Ontology annotation, cellular component: endoplasmic reticulum. Bases 140 to 1714 code for a protein of 524 amino acids. Gene Ontology annotation, biological process: phosphatidylcholine acyl-chain remodeling. Gene Ontology annotation, molecular function: 1-acylglycerophosphocholine O-acyltransferase activity. NCBI's taxonomy places the organism in Eukaryota, Metazoa, Chordata, Mammalia, Artiodactyla, Cervidae. The transcript is spliced from 14 exons. The record is from RefSeq and is a predicted model, not a curated record.
CCUCGGCGCCCCGCACCAGGCGGGGCCGCGGCCAGAGCGCCACCGCCGCUGCAGGCGCAGCCGCUGCUCUGCAAAGAGGGGCCCGGGGCUGGGCCGGGGCCGGGCCGGGGCGCCCGCCCUCCCACCUUCUCCCGCCGCUAUGAGCCAGGGAAGUCCGGGGGACUGGGCCCCCCUCGACCCUACCCCCGGACCCCCAGCGCCCCCCAACCCUUUCGUGCACGAGUUACAUCUCUCCCGCCUCCAGAGGGUUAAGUUCUGCCUCCUGGGGGCACUUCUGGCCCCCAUCCGAGUGCUUCUGGCCUUUAUUGUCCUCUUUCUCCUCUGGCCCUUUGCCUGGCUGCAAGUCGCUGGUCUUACUGAGGAGCAGCUUCAGGAGCCAAUUACCGGAUGGAGGAAGACUGUGUGCCACCAUGGGGUGCUGGGCCUCAGCCGCCUGCUCUUUUUCCUGCUGGGUUUCCUCCGGAUUCGAGUUCGGGGCCAGCGGGCCUCUCGCCUUCAAGCGCCCGUCCUGGUUGCCGCCCCUCACUCUACUUUCUUUGACCCCAUUGUUCUGCUGCCCUGUGACCUGCCCAAGGUUGUGUCUCGAGCUGAGAACCUUUCCGUUCCCGUCAUUGGAGCCCUUCUUCGCUUCAACCAAGCCAUCCUAGUGUCCAGGCAUGACCCAGCCUCUCGGCGCAGAGUGGUGGAAGAGGUCCGAAGGCGGGCUACCUCCGGAGGCAAGUGGCCUCAGGUACUGUUCUUUCCUGAGGGUACCUGUUCCAACAAGAAGGCUCUGCUGAAAUUCAAACCAGGAGCCUUCAUCGCGGGGGUGCCUGUGCAGCCUGUCCUCAUCCGCUACCCCAACAGUCUGGACACUACCAGCUGGGCUUGGAGGGGCCCUGGAGUACUCAAAGUCCUCUGGCUCACAGCCUCUCAGCCCUGCAGCAUCGUGGAUGUGGAGUUCCUACCUGUAUACCGCCCCAGCCCAGAGGAGAGCAGGGACCCCACCCUCUAUGCCAACAAUGUCCAGAGGGUUAUGGCACAGGCCCUGGGCAUUCCAGCCACGGAGUGUGAGUUUGUAGAGAGCUUGCCCGUGAUUGUGGUGGGCCGGCUGAAGGUGGCCUUGGAGCCACAGCUCUGGGAACUGGGCAAAGUGCUUCGGAAGGCUGGGCUGUCCCCUGGCUGUGUAGACGCUGGGACAGAGCCAGGCCGGAGUCGAAGGAUCAGUCAGGAAGAGUUUGCCAAGCAGCUGCAGCUCUCUGACUCCCAGAUGGUGGCUGGUGCCUUUAGCUACUUCCAGCAGGAUGCCGAUGGUUUGGUGGACUUCCGAGACGUGGCCCUUGCAUUGGCAGCUCUGAGUGGGGGCAGGAGCCUGGAGGAGCUGACUCGCCUGGCCUUUGAGCUCUUUGCCGAGGAGCCAGAGGAGCAGGCUGAGGAGCAGGCCAAGGGGCCCGGCCGCCUGCUCUACAAAGACGGCUUCAGCACCAUCCUGCACCUGCUGCUCGGCUCGCCGCGCCCCGCUGCCAGGACCCUGCAUGCCGAGCUGUGCCAGGCGGGGGCCCGCCAGGGCCUCUCCCUCUGUGAGUUCCAGGACUUCUCCCUCCACGACCCGCUCCACGGGAAGCUCUUCAGCACCUACCUGCGCCCCUCCCAGACACCACCCGCCUCCUCCCCAGGCAGCACCACCGCUCUGGCCAACGGGACUGUGCAAGCCCCCAAGCAGAAGGGCGACUGAGCGCCUCGACCCCCCGCCCCGCCAGCUCGCACCCGCCCACAGACUCAGGGCAGCGCCAGGGGCCACCCCUGGGCCUCAAGCCCACCUCUGUCCUGCUUGACUUUCCAUUAUUGUCGUUGAUUUUUUUUUUUUAA